ACCACAAGUGACCACAAAGAAGAAAACACGUUAAACUUGACGUGGACUAAAGUAUCUGGUUCAUUUUACUUAAAUAUUAAUAAAGAUUUUACAUGCUCUGUCUUCUGAAGUGAGAAAAGAUUUGUGUUAUUUAAACUCAUAAAUGUUAAUUUCUUAAAAGAUAAUGUUAAAUAAUCUCAAAAUGUAUGGAGCGUUAUGCAUGGUAUUGUUACCAUUACUUUUAAGUCAUAACACAGAGGCGGCUGCGGUCAUAUCUAUAGAUUUUGGAUCAGAAUGGAUGAAGAUUGGUAUCGUGUCUCCUGGUGUUCCGAUGGAAAUUGUAUUGAAUAAAGAGUCUAAGAGGAAGACACCGGCUGUUGUUGCAUUUAGAGAUGAUGUGCGAACGUUUGGGGAAGACGCCGUAACUGUUGGAGUACGAUUCCCCAAAAACUCGUAUAAAUAUUUACUGGACCUCCUUGGGAAGCCGUUUGACCAUCCUUUAGUGCAAGCUUAUAAGCAACGCUACCCAUACUAUAAUAUAGUUGCCACAGAACGUGGCACACCAGAGUUUAUUCAUGAUGAAAACACUAGGUUCACACCAGAGGAACUGGUGGCACAGCUUCUCGCUAAAGCUAAGGAGUUUGCUGAAGUUAGUCAUGGUCAGCAGAUAAGUGAGUGUGUGAUCACAGUCCCUGGUUAUUUCAACCAAGUGGAGCGUCGUGCGAUGAUGGAAGCUGCAUCCUUAGCUGGAUUGAAUGUACUGCAACUGAUCAAUGAUUAUACUGCCAUAGCUAUCAACUAUGGAAUAUUCAGAAGAAAAGAAAUUAACGAGACAGCAUGGCACACAUUGUUCUUUGACAUGGGUGCGGCUUCAACAAAAGCUGCUUUAGUUGAAUACAAGACUGUGAAAACAAAAGAGAGAGGAUAUGUAGAAACUAUUCCACAGCUGCAGGUCUUGGGUGUAGGUUUUGAUAGGACAUUGGGCGGUCACGAAAUCACGUUGCGUCUUCGCGAGCAUCUCAUCAAGGCGUGGGAGGCCAACGGUGGCGGUGACGUGAGAUCUUCUCCACGUGCCAUGGAGAAACUGCUCAGGGAAGCUGAGCGCCUUAAAAUCGUGUUGUCAGCGAAUACGGAACAUUACGCUCAGAUUGAAAGUCUGUUGGAUGAUAAGGACUUCAAACAUUUGGUGAGCCGCAGCGAGCUGGAGGAGGCGUGCGCGGACGUGUGGCAGCGCGUGGCGGGCGUGGUGCGGCGCGCCGUGUCGGCGGCGGGCGGCGCGGGCGCGGGCGCGCGGCUGGUGCUGGCGGGCGGCGCGGCGCGCGCGCCGGCCGUGCGCGCCGCGCUGCUCGCCGCCGCCGGCCACGAGCCCGCGCGCUCCAUCAACGCCGACGAGGCCGCCACCAUGGGCGCCGUCUACAGGGCUGCGUCUCUGGCGACUGGCUACAAGGUGGCUCCAUUGAACGUACGUGACGCUGUGGUGCUUCCGGUACAAGUCGUAUUUAAUAGGAGUGUUGAUGGAAACGAGAAACUGAUUAAGAGAACAUUGUUUGGCCCUAUGAAUCCUUACCCACAAAAGAAGGUAAUCACUUUCAACAAACAUACAAAUGACUUUAGUUUCAACGUGAAUUAUGCUGAAUUGGACUACAUACCUUCAACUGAACUCUCUUACAUUGGCUCUCUAAAUUUAAGUCAAGUCGUAUUAUCUGGAGUUGGUGCUGCUCUAUCUAAACAUACUGGUGAAAAUGUUGAACAUAAAGGCAUUAAGGCCCACUUCAAUAUGGAUGACUCUGGUAUACUGAACUUGGUGAAUGUCGAAUUUGUCGCUGAGAAAACUGUUACAGGUGAUGAUGAAGACAAAGAUAGCACCCUGUCUAAAAUAGGAAGCACGAUUAGUAAGCUGUUUAGUUCCGAUUCAGAAACACCCGAGAACCAAGAGAAGGCUGAAGAAAAACCAGAGGAAGCACCUCAAGAAGCCGAAAAGAAUGAAACUACUAAGGCUAAUGAAACAACAGCAGAGAAACAAAAUGCGACUGAAACUGAAAAACCGAAACCCAAAAUAGUAGUUUUGAAAGAACCCGUACAAGCCGACGAACAAAUUUUGAAUUUACAGCCUCUAACAACGGAACAAUUAAAGGCGUCUAAAUCAAAAAUCAAUGAGUUGAACACAAUAGAUAGGAAACGAACAGAGAGAGAAACUGCGCUUAAUAAUUUAGAGGCGUUUGUUGUUGAUGCUCAGAUGAAAAUGGACAUGGAGGAAUAUUCUGAGUGUGGCAAACCAGAAGAAAUUGAAGAGAUAAGAAAAUUAUGUGGUGAGGUGUCUGAAUGGUUAUAUGAUGAUGGUUACGAAGCGUCUACUGAAAAGUUCGAGGAAAAAUUGGCUUUACUCAAAGACAAGACAAAUUCUAUAUUCUACAAACAUUGGGAGCACAGAGAGAGACCCGAUGCUAUAGCUGCUAUUAGAAACAUGUUAAAUAACUCUCAAGAAUUCCUUAAAAUGGCAAAGAACUAUACUAAAGAAGUUAAUUCUGAAAAGGAUAUAUUUACUGAUGUAGAAAUAGAAGUUUUGGAAACUAAAAUUGUAGAGACAGAAACAUGGCUCAACAAAUCAAUUGAUGAGCAAGAAGCUGCAAAGAAGAAUGAGGACAUUAAACUAACAGUUGAAAGUAUUAGAGAGAAGAUGAAGAAUUUGGAUAGAGAAGUGAAAUAUCUCAUUAAUAAGAUGAAAAUAUGGCGUCCUAAAAAGCCAGUUAAAAAGGAAUCGGAUAAUAAAACUGAGACUGUUGUUGAGACUGAUGAAAAGCCCGCUAAACCGGGGAACCAAGAGGAGCCUUCGGAGAAAGUUCCAGAAACCGAACAAGUAGAAGAAAAUGUAAAAGAUACCGAUGAAGAAACAACGGAGACGACGCCGCCGCCGCAGUUAGCCGAUGGUAACGAUGAACAUUCCGAAUUAUAAUAGUUACGAGCGUACUAGUGAGUUGAUUUAAUUUAUUAGUCUAAUUUAUUUUUUACUUUAAAACAAUGGAUUGUUUGUCUUUUUGCGCUGAUAGCGGCAACGACCCACGUUUUAUUUUAACAAAAACAAACUGAACUCGACUUAAUGUUGUUUUGUUUAAUUCGGCUAUUAUUUAGUGCGAUAUUUUGACACGUUUCGCUUUAAAUGAAGCUUCCACCAUCAUACCAUAUCGUAAUAACUCAGUAUUGUUCCAUUGCGGAGGAUGGUAGUAUCAAACGUCGAGGGCCACUUUAAGAUUUUCAGAACAAUUAAGCAAAUUUUUGCUUUAUUUUAUUAUCAAAUACAUAUAAUAUAUUCGUAGGAUAUAUAUUGGUAUUUAUUAAAUUCUGGUGCUGAUUUUUUAUGCUGAUUGUAACGAGUCUCCCUAUAAGAAGAGAGUCUUAUUAUUGCCAUGAUAGCAUCUUGUCUUUGCUUGGAGUUAUCAUUCUCUUAUGUGUACACAAGAUGAAUACAAAUUGGUAUGAAACGAAAUAAUUGAAUAACGGCGAAAUUAAACAAAUUAACAUUGAUUAUAUUAUGUAAACAGUCAAUUGUCUUACAUACAAAGGUAUAGCAGGAUAGCAGUGAUUGCAAGCUAUCCAAGCUUCUUUAUUCGUAAUCUUUAUGAAAAAACGGACUUCCGCGAAGUAACUCACUGACCCAAUUUUUACUUGUAGAAGUAAAGUUUUCCAUAUACAGGGUUUUAGGAAUCACUAGAAUCCUCUGAUGCAGAGAUUUUUUCAGGUGAUUUUUGUAUGAUAAAGCAUAGGAGACAGAAUGUUAAUAUAGAAACCUGUGUUAGAAAAUUUAUAAGUUUUCUUUUAUAAGACAACUAUCAACUUUUCGAUCUAGCUAUAGAGAAUCGUUACUCUGACGACAAAAAUUGAGUUCACUCUUUUUCCGGCCGCACACGUAACAAAAAAAGAACAUUCCCAGUAUUUUCCAUUAUUUUUAUAUUUUUUUAAAAAAGUUUAAUAAUAUGGUAUUACGUAUUGAAUCAUAACUUCAGAGGAUUGGAGUAUUUACCUUAAGGCCUGUAUACAAACAUUGUGUAAUUUUACUUUAAAAUGUGACUUAUUUAUUAAGUAGGCAUUUAUUGAAUUUUAAAAAGUGAAAUCUCAGAGCAGUAAAAAGUAUAGAUGGAUCUAUGGCACAGAAUAUAGGAAAACUAUGAUCACCCAAGUUAAUACAAAACUGUUACAAAGUUAUGCAUUGCUACACGUUUCAAACAAUUUACUUAAUGCAGAAGGUGUUGCUGGAAAUAUUUUUUAAAAUAUCCUCAAAUUUACAAACAUCAUUAAUUCAAAAUAUUUAUAUCAUCUAAAUAUGAACUCUUCUAAUGUAGAAAAAUUAUCUUAACGUAAUUAAAUAUCCUGAACUUACUCAUUUACUUACGACUUAUUUAUUUGUGCGUCAGUUAACAAAAUAUAAAAAAAAAAAAUGGCAACACUUCCUAGCUCUAACAAAAAAAUAUUUAUUAUGUUUGAGUAAAUAUUGCUACUUAAAAAAUAUUUAUAACUGCAGUCAAUAAACGUUCAUAGAUUCUUCUAUUUCAGUAAUUUCAUUUUCGUAUUAGGAAUGAGCUAUCUUUUUAUAUUUUUUAAUUGACCUGAUCAAUAAAAUAGUGCAAGAAGCGAACACGCAAACUUAAAUCUCAAAACUGCGGCCGCCUUUCCCUAAAUCCAUCAACAAAUUUACACUGUGUAACGUUUUGUUUGCCUGUUUACUUAUUGUAUUGUUCGAAAUACAAGUCGUCUCUCAUUAUACAUGGAUUUAGCAUUGGCCCCAUAAAAUGGUAAAUGGAUGUGAGAGUUAUAUUUAUUAUUGUUAACUAUUUAUGUGAUAUACAAGAUGGCUAUAAGUUUGUCGUCGUUUGUUCGUUCGUAUUGCGCUGCUCGUGCUACAGAUUUGCAUACGAAGGUCAUGGCAUGUUUAGUUUAUACAUUAAUUUAAAAAUCAUCAUCAUUGCUUUGCCUUAUCCCUUUAUUUAUAUCAAUACUUUUAUACAUUCAUUUUUAAAAUUGAUAUCAAGUUAUAACGAAAAUGUACACAGAUGGACUUGUCCUUUGAAGGGAAUCUUUCCCUUAUUUAGGCUCGUCGUAGUCUAGGUGCCAUUUGAAUAAAUGAUAAAAUAUAUAGCAUUUAUUGUAAUUUUCUUAUAUUUCGUGGAUAUUUUUUUACAUUUAUGAGAAAAUAAUACAAACGAAUUAGGUAUUAUGCAGUAACUGGAAAUAUUUUCUUGCAAUGUUAUUUUAGGAUAACAUUUAGGUAUAUGUAGGGAACGUAUAAAUCUGUCCAAUUACUUUAUGACAAAGGCAGAUCGACUGCGUGUUAUUUAUCGCGUAGUUACUAAUUAAUAAACAGACAUAUUUAUUAGUUGUUUGUUACAUAUGUAUUGAUAUUGACUGGAAAAUAACACUUUACAGUCAAGUGUCUUUUUGUGCAAUAAAAUUAAAGUAAUUUAAAUAUGGCUAGGAACUUUUCGACGGCUUACGAAAAUGUUUUUAAAUGUUAUAAAUUUAAUUGUAUGUAUCAAACUUAUUAAUAAAAAUGUAAGCAUUGUCUCAUGAUUUAUGUUGAUAUUAAAAGUGAAUGUACAAAAUUAUAAAUAAAUAAAAAUAUUUUUUUUAGUUAUUAUGAUUUAAUUAUUGAAUGUCACAAUUUAAUAUGUCCAUUACUAUCACUUUAUAAAGUUCACGAUUUCUCAUUAAUGUAUACACUAUGUACAUUGUUUCUUAAAUUAGGUCUUCUGUUAAUUAUAAUUACGUAUGACAUCUGUAGCACAGCAGUUAAUUAUAAUGUGGUAAGUGAGAUUUGUUUAUACCCAGUCGCAAAUCAAAAUGAAUUAUACAAUGAUACAAAUA
Messenger RNA from Galleria mellonella (greater wax moth), 5835 nucleotides. RefSeq names its product hypoxia up-regulated protein 1 (gene Grp170). Gene Ontology annotation, molecular function: ATP-dependent protein folding chaperone; ATP binding. The record is from RefSeq and is a predicted model, not a curated record. The transcript is spliced from 9 exons. Gene Ontology annotation, biological process: endoplasmic reticulum unfolded protein response; cellular response to hypoxia; negative regulation of hypoxia-induced intrinsic apoptotic signaling pathway. Bases 164 to 2932 code for a protein of 922 amino acids. NCBI's taxonomy places the organism in Eukaryota, Metazoa, Arthropoda, Insecta, Lepidoptera, Pyralidae. Gene Ontology annotation, cellular component: endoplasmic reticulum chaperone complex.